Molecule: messenger RNA, 921 nt
Organism: Chaetura pelagica (chimney swift)
Lineage: Eukaryota; Metazoa; Chordata; Aves; Apodiformes; Apodidae
Gene: CGAS
Product: Mab-21 domain containing 1
Exons: 5
Coding region: 1-921 (306 amino acids)
Biological process (GO): cellular response to exogenous dsRNA; DNA damage response; activation of innate immune response
Cellular component (GO): site of double-strand break; nucleus; cytosol
Molecular function (GO): chromatin binding; 2',3'-cyclic GMP-AMP synthase activity; double-stranded DNA binding
Source: RefSeq, a predicted model, not a curated record
AUGCGCAUAUCUGAACCAAAUGAGUUUGACAUCAUGCUUGUAAUGCCUGUCGCAAGACUUCAGCUGGAGGAAUGUGAUGAUACUGGAGCCUAUUAUUUUCUAACAUUCAAAAGAAAUCCAAAAGAAAAGCAUUUGUUCAAGUUUUUAGAUGAAGAUGGCAAAUUAUCAGCCUUCAAAAUGCUUACAGCUCUAAGAGAAAUUAUUAAACGAGAAGUAAAAAACAUUACAAAUGUGGAAGUCACUGUGAAAAGGAAAAAGGCCGGAAGCCCUGCAAUAACUCUUCUGAUCAAAAAUCCUCCAGCAGAAAUAUCAGUGGACAUCAUCUUGACUUUGGAAGUUCAGCAGAGCUGGCCGCCCAGCACACAGGAUGGCCUCAAAAUUGAACAAUGGCUGGGAAGAAAAGUCAGGGGAGAGCUCAGAAAUAAAUCACUUUAUUUAGUAGCCAAACAAAACAAAAGAGAAAAGGUUCUGAGAGGAAACACCUGGCGAGUCUCUUUCUCACAUAUUGAGAAGGCCAUGAUGAACAACCACGGCAGCUCAAAGACGUGUUGUGAAUCUGAUGGACCAAAGUGCUGUAGGAAAGGUUGUCUAAAGCUUCUGAAGUAUCUUCUAGAGCAACUUAAAAUGAAACACACAAAAGAGCUGGACAAAAUCUGUUCAUAUCAUGUCAAAACUGCCUUCUUCCACUCAUGUGUCAUAUGGCCAAAUGACACAGACUGGUGCUUAGGAGACUUGGAUCAUUGCUUUCACAAAUACCUCGCAUAUUUUCUGGAUUGCCUGGAAAAGUCUCAUCUACCACACUUUUUUAUUCCCCAGUACAACUUACUCAGCCCAGAAGAUAAAGCGAGCAGUAAUUUCCUUUCAAGACAAAUAAAAUAUCAAUUGAACAACAGAUUCCCAAUAUUUCAGGAGUUACUGUAA